Molecule: messenger RNA, 1758 nt
Organism: Brettanomyces bruxellensis
Lineage: Eukaryota; Fungi; Ascomycota; Pichiomycetes; Pichiales; Pichiaceae
Product: amino acid permease
Exons: 1
Coding region: 1-1758 (585 amino acids)
Biological process (GO): amino acid transmembrane transport
Cellular component (GO): membrane
Molecular function (GO): amino acid transmembrane transporter activity
Source: RefSeq, a predicted model, not a curated record
AUGAUCACUACAGAAAUAGGAAAGGAUUUGAAGGCUCCUGUGGAGACAUCUGUUUCGCCUGUCCAGGAAUCUGCAUCUCAGGAAAGUAGUCCAUACAAGGAUGAGAGUGUUUCAACCUGGCAGCGGUUCAAGGAUUCGUUCAAGGCUGCCGAGGUUGAAUCCGUCGAUAAUAAUUUGACUACAGUUGAGAAGUCAAAUAUUCGUUCUGCAAAAGCUCCACUUCAACGUAAGUUGAAGAGCAGACAUUUGCAGAUGAUUGCUAUUGGUGGUUCCAUCGGUACAGGUUUGUUUGUUGGUUCUGGUAGUGCUCUUGCAUCUGGUGGUCCGGCGGCUCUUUUGAUUGCUUGGAUACUUACUGGUGUGAUGAUGUAUUCUACUGUUCAGGCCCUUGGAGAAUUGGCUGUCACUUUCCCAGUCAGUGGUUCGUUUGUUCAAUAUAACACGCGUUUCAUUUCUCCAAUCUGGGGCUUCUGUAUGGCUUGGAAUUAUGCAUUGCAAUGGUUAGUUGUUCUUCCUUUAGAGUUGGUGGCUUGUUCUUUGACUAUCAAAUACUGGAAUACAAGUGUUAACUCUGCCGCUUGGGUGGCAAUCUUUUACGUCGCCAUUUCUGGAAUUAACAUGUUUGGAAUUAGAGGUUAUGGUGAAGCAGAGUUUGUUUUCUCAUUGUGCAAGGUUCUUGCCAUUAUUGGAUUUAUUAUCCUUGGAAUUGUGUUGAAUUGUGGUGGUGGUCCAAUCAAGGGCUAUAUUGGAGGUAAAUACUGGAGCGACCCAGGUGCAUUUGCAAAUGGAUUCAAAGGUGUUUGUAGUGUGUUUGUUACAGCAGCAUUUUCUUUUGCAGGUACUGAGUUGUGCGGUUUGGCUGCAGCAGAGACUGCUAAUCCAAGGAAAUCCCUUCCAUCAGCAACAAAGCAAGUGUUUUGGAGAAUUACUCUAUUCUAUAUUAUUUCCUUGACUUUGAUCGGUGUGUUGGUUCCAUACAAUGAUCCUCAACUUUUGGAUGGCUCUUCCUCAGUUGAUGCUAAGGCUUCGCCAUUCGUUAUUGCAAUCAAAAAUCAUGGUAUUAAAGGAUUACCAUCUGUUAUGAAUGCCGUCAUUAUGAUUGCUGUUCUUUCUGUUGGUAACUCUUCUGUCUUCGGCUGCUCAAGAUGUCUUGCAUCUCUUGCCGAGAUGGGUAUGGCUCCAAAGAGCUUUGGUUUCAUAGAUAGAAUGGGAAGACCAAUGGUUGGCAUUGGUAUUUCUCUUCUAUUUGGUUUGCUUUGCUUCUUGGCUGCUUCACCUCAGGAAGGUACAGUCUUUACGUGGUUGUUGGCUUUGUCAGGUUUGUCGUCGGUGUUCACUUGGGGUUCCAUUUGUGCCUGCCAUUUGAGAUUCAGAGCAGCUUUGGAACUUCAGGGUAGGAAUACAGGCGAAUUGGCAUUCACUUCACAAUGUGGAAAGAUUGGUUCAUGGUUUGGUGUUAUUCUUAAUGUCCUUAUCUUGAUUGCUCAAUUUUAUGUCGCAUUGUUCCCUAUCGGUGCUGAACCAAGUGCCGACGCCUUCUUUGAAUCUUACUUGACGGUUCCAGUUUUGAUUGCUUUCAUUGUCUUCUACCUCUUCUGGAAGAAAGAUUUCUUGAUUUAUAUCAAGACGAAGGAUCUCGAUAUUGAUACAGGUAGAAGAGAGAUGGAUCUAGAUCGUGUCAAGCAGGAGGUUGCUGAAGAGAAGGCAUACAUCAAAAGCAAGCCUUUCUACUAUCGUCUGUACAAGUUCUGGUGUUGA